AUGGGGUUUCAGAGCAUUAUUCACUAUAGCAUCGAUUUCACAUUGGCAGCGAUGGUAUUAGCAGCAAUACGACACAAUACAGGUUUGGUGUUUGCUUAUGAGGAUUAUGAUGUGGGCAAUUACAUUCGCAAGUACUUGAUGUGGGGUGAGUGGUGUUAUGGCCAAGUUGUUGCGUAUGUGAAGGGUUCCAAGAGGUUCAGAAAACAGCUACCUCACGAUGAGCUCACAGGGCAUCCUCGGAUACAAGAGAUCAAUUGA
Vanderwaltozyma polyspora DSM 70294 is the source of this 258-nucleotide messenger RNA. It is a transcript of the gene MCO12, whose product is annotated as Mco12p. The record is from RefSeq and is a predicted model, not a curated record. NCBI's taxonomy places the organism in Eukaryota, Fungi, Ascomycota, Saccharomycetes, Saccharomycetales, Saccharomycetaceae. Gene Ontology annotation, cellular component: cytoplasm. The transcript has a single exon. The coding region runs from base 1 to 258 and encodes 85 amino acids.